CGGGAAGUCAGGUCAUCUUCCUUGUGGCUGUUUUUAUGGAGACUGGUCUUUGGUCUCUACCAACCAUAAAACACACUCUCCGCUAGUCUUCCCCUCUUUUAAUAAAUCUAUCUAUAAAAAAAUCCCCUCCUUUCUCUCUCUCUCUCUAAAAUCUAACUAUAAACCCUUAUUAAAAACGAAGACCGACUGCCACCCACUCUGCUAACAAAAGAAACCAAAGAGGGAAAAAUAAAAAAAAAAGAGGAAAAAAGGAAAAGGAAAUGAUGAAGAAAGGAAAGGGAAUUUUAAGCCCUAAUUUGAAGCUUUCUCUUCCUUCUCCUGCGGAGAUCUCCUUCGCCAAAUUUCUAACCGAAAGCGGUACAUUCAAAGACGGCGAUCUCCUCGUCAACAAGGACGGAGUUCGGAUUGUCUCUCAAUCCGAACCCGAAGCUCCUCCGCCUAUAAAGCCAUCAGAAACUGACACGGACAAUCAGUUGAAUUUAGAAGAUAUUGAUGCGAUUAAAGUUAUCGGCAAGGGUAAUGGUGGAAUUGUGCAAUUGGUCCAACACAAAUGGACUGGCCAGUUUUUUGCAUUAAAGAUUAUUCAAAUGAAUAUUGAGGAGUCAGCUCGCAAGCAGAUUGCAAAGGAAUUGAAAAUAAAUCAAUCCUCUCAGUGUCCGUAUGUUGUUGUUUGUUAUCAGUCUUUCUAUACGAAUGGUGCCAUUUCAAUCAUCUUGGAGUAUAUGGAUGGUGGAUCCCUAGCAGAUUUUCUGAAAAAGGUUAAAUCCAUUCCCGAACCCUAUCUUGCUGCAAUAUGUAAGCAGGUGCUCAAGGGUUUGAUGUAUCUUCAUCAUGAAAAACACAUUAUCCACCGAGACUUAAAGCCUUCUAACUUGUUAAUAAAUCAUAGAGGAGAAGUCAAGAUCACUGACUUUGGUGUGAGUGCAAUAAUGACAAGCACCUCAGGACUAGCAAACACUUUUGUUGGCACAUACAACUAUAUGUCUCCAGAGAGAAUUAUUGGAGGCAAUUAUGGCAAUAAAAGUGAUAUUUGGAGCUUGGGGCUAGUGUUGCUUGAGUGUGCAACUGGUAAAUUCCCAUAUACCCCACCAGAGCAGGCAGAAGGAUGGACUAACUUUUAUGAGCUUAUGGAACAAAUCGUUGAACAACCACCACCUUGUGCACCUUCCGAGCAAUUUUCUCCUGAGUUUUGCUCAUUUAUUUCUGCAUGUGUGAAGAAGGACCCAAAAGAAAGAAAGUCAGCACAUGAACUGCUGGCACAGCCUUUCUUGAACAUGUAUGAUGACUUGGAUGUGGACCUCACAUCUUACUUCAACAAUGCAGGAUCACCACUUGCAACACUUUAGAACUUACCUGAGCUCAGACUGAACAAAUAGCCUGUCAGACUCAAAAAGAAUGUCAACAGAACCAAAAGUUGUAAAAGCCUGGAAGAUUGUAGUUGUCGUUGUGACUAAAUGCAGGACUUAUUUGAGCAGCUGUUAUCAUGACGAGACCCAAAGUUAAGCAUCAAAGAUUAUUUUCUUGCCAGAGGACUCGGAGUGGGAGGUACAGCUUGUUGCUGUGUAUUAAUUUUUCAUAAUUGAAAGGUAAUGUUGUCGUAUAUCAAGAACAAUUUUAUAAACUUCCUGAAAUAGGAAAUGUACCGAAUUAGAUAAUGGAAAGUGCCAGUUUUUACUUGCCUAUUUGAGUUCCGGGUGUAAUAGUUGUGUU
Messenger RNA from Theobroma cacao (cacao), 1710 nucleotides. It is a transcript of the gene MKK2, whose product is annotated as MAP kinase kinase 2. Gene Ontology annotation, biological process: protein phosphorylation; MAPK cascade. Gene Ontology annotation, molecular function: ATP binding; MAP kinase kinase activity. The record is from RefSeq and is a predicted model, not a curated record. Lineage: Eukaryota; Viridiplantae; Streptophyta; Magnoliopsida; Malvales; Malvaceae.